AAAGUUAUCAUCAAUGAAGAAGUCAGAGAAAGAGAUAACUUUUAACCUUGUUUAUUAUUAAACAUGCGAUUUACAUAUUAGUCGCAUAAGUUAUUUAAAUAAGAAAUGUUUUAUUUGCUUAUUGCACUUGGAUUUUUCACAACUUCACUCGAAAUUGUUUAUGGCCAAGUAUACGGUUCUGCAUGCACAGUAAAUCCGUCUGGAUUUCCAGGUACUUGUAAAUUGUUAACUGAAUGUCGUCAAGUGCGAGACGAUAUAAUAAAAAAUCAACGUCUUCCUCAAUUAUGUGGAUUUCGGGAAACUCAAACUAUAGUUUGCUGUCCACAAGUCACAGAAAAAAGAAAUCCAGGUGAUAUUGUGAAAACAAAAUGCAAAGAAUAUUCUUAUGCGAAAAAUGAAUGUGGACAUAAAAUUGUUAAACGGAUUGUUGGUGGAGUAGUAUCAGGUAGAAAAGAAUUUCCACACAUGGCGUUUUUAGGAUAUGAGACCGAAGAUAAUGAAGUCAUAAAAUGGCUUUGUGGAGGUACAAUUAUUAGCGAUAGGUUUAUUUUAACCGCUGCUCAUUGUUUUGUAACUUCCUUACGAAAUGGCCUCACACUUAAAUAUGUGAAAAUUGGGGUUACUAAUGUUAAUGAAACUGAUCAUAAACAAGAACUGAAUGUAUUACAAACCAUUGCACAUCCAGACUAUAAACCUCCUGCCAAAUAUAAUGACAUAGGACUUGUAAAACUUGAAAAGCCGAUUGAAUUAAAUUCGUACGCAAGACCUGCUUGUCUUUACACAGAAAAAUCAAUUUCAGUGGAAAAGGGUAUAGCUACUGGAUGGGGUUUCACAAGUUUUGCGUCAGGUUCACUAAGUGACCAAUUAAACAAAGUGGAGCUGGUUUUUGUUAGCAAUGAAUUUUGUAAUAUGACUUACAAAGACCUCAUUUCAAGAAAUCUACGAAGAGGUGUUGUGGACGAUAUUCAGCUAUGUGCUGGUUCAGGGAAAGAUGAGAAGGAUACUUGUCAGGGGGACGCUGGAGGGCCGUUACAGAUAUACCACGAAGGUGAUGAUAUUUCGUGUAUGUAUGAUAUAGUAGGGAUUACUUCUUUUGGUAAAGCCUGUGGACUGGGUCCAGGUAUAUAUACAAGAGUUUCGCAUUACAUUAAAUGGAUUGAGGAUAUUGUAUGGCCAGAAAAACACUGAAUUUAGCUCAUUU
Molecule: messenger RNA, 1201 nt
Organism: Tribolium madens (black flour beetle)
Lineage: Eukaryota; Metazoa; Arthropoda; Insecta; Coleoptera; Tenebrionidae
Product: serine protease snake-like
Exons: 6
Coding region: 106-1188 (360 amino acids)
Biological process (GO): proteolysis
Molecular function (GO): serine-type endopeptidase activity
Source: RefSeq, a predicted model, not a curated record